UCGAACUAAUCACGAGUUAUGAAACGGUCUUGAACUUUGUGAAAAGCAGUUUGGAAUAUAUGUAUCUACAUAUUUGACCUACUUUUCUGGUUAAUUGUACGUAUAAAGUCUACCUGAACAAAGGAUUUCUUGUUAGCGUUGCACUCACCACCAGUUUUUGGUCAAGAUCGCGCUCUCCAAGUAAACACUCGUGAAACACAUCGGUUUGCGUCAAUCGGGGAAAAAUAAAUAAAUAAUCGUGCAUUGUGUCAAUUAGAGAGUUGAAUUUGUUAUCUUGUUGCUUAUCAUAAAUAUGUCGGCUGUUCAUGUACGGAACGGGUUUAAAAAAUAUGGAGGCGGAAAUUUCGUACUUAACAACUUAAACGUUAACGUCGAUCGGGGGGAAAUCUAUGCACUACUCGGAGCGAGCGGUUGUGGGAAGACCACCUUGCUCUCUUGCAUAGUCGGGCUUCGUGAACUGGACAUGGGAGAAAUCACACUUUUUGGUCAAUCUCGUCCCCACAAUCUUGCUCAAAUGCUGGGAUACAUGCCACAGGACAGUGCGCUUCUGAACUUGCUAACAAUCGUGGAAUCGCUGCAGUAUUUUGCAAUGAUUUAUGGCAUGGAUGAAUCUGAGAUUAAGAAACGGAUCGAUUUUCUCACCGGUUUCCUUGAUCUGCGCAAAAUAAAUAAUGUAGUGCGUACUUUGAGCGGUGGACAAAAAAAGCGAGUUUCACUGGCCAUUGCGAUGAUUCAUAAUCCACGAAUUCUUGUCCUCGAUGAGCCCUGCGUAGGGCUGGAUACUUUGUUGAGACAAAGGAUUUGGGGAUAUUUAUCUGACCUCUCAAAAAAUUAUGGGGUCACCAUAAUUGUCUCGACACAUUAUCUAGAGGAAACUAAACAUUGCGACACGGUCGGGUUGAUGCGUGGAGGUCGACUACUGGAAGAGGAUAACCCUAGCUCAUUACUACGUAAAUGCAAAGUUGAAACCAUGCAAGAAGCGGUUUUGCACUUGUGCAGACAAGACGAGGUUAAUUUAUUUGCUGAAAAAUUUGAAUCUCAAAAUGUCACCAAAUUGGUCUCAAGUGCAAGAUUGAGUAUUAAAGCGUCGAGGAAAAACAAUAUCCACGCCAUGUGCCCGCCACGUGCUAAAUCAAACCACGCUAAAAUUAUUCAAGCCCUUAACCUCAAAUGGUUGACUCGGCGCAGGAGAGAUUGGAGGUUAUUAUUUGGAGAGCUGAUUUGUCCAAUUUUGCUUUCGCUGAUCUUCAAAAAUAUCGUCGGACCCGAACCACACGGAGUAAAAUUUGGGAUAAUCCACAAUGAUCCCAGUUUCAAUAUAAAUGAUCCAACUUGUAAUUACAAUAAUGCGACAAAGUGUUUCGAAAAUGUGGGACUUUGCGACUUUCUGCAGAACUUUGAAACUGAUAAAUUUACCUGGAUUCAUGUAAACGCAUACCACGAUGGCAUCCGUUUAGUAGAAAAGGGAGAUCUUCUUGGGAUAGUGGAGUUCCCCGCCAAUUUUAGCCUGCACAUGAGAAAUAGAAUGUUACAGCGCAAUUUUGCAGAUAAUAAGACAAUAGAUGGGUCCACGUUACCAGUUCAAAUGGAUGAGUCAAAUAAAAUAUUAUCUGGUUGGGCAAGGAAAAUUAUAAUGGACAAAUACCUCAUGUUCAUCGAAAACAUUGCUGCGGCUUGUUCUUUCAAUGUGAGCAUUUCCAAACCAGGGCUGCAGUUUAGAGCGAUUUAUGGGAGCAUCGAACUAUUUGAUGUCAUCUCUUCUUUCAAACCUGGUGUAAUAAUGUUACACGUGUUUUUGUUCCCAAUGGGAGUUGCCGUAAUUUGGAUGGAAGACCGAGUCAUCGGCUUCGAGGGGAGAGAAUAUAUUGCCGGAGUACACCUCUCGCACCGAAUUAUUUCGGCUAUUUUCAGUCAAAGUUGCAUAAUUUUGAUACAAAUUGGGAUAUUCCUGGGGGUAAUGUACAAUUUUUAUGACGUGGAGAUCAAAGGCUCGUGGGUACUGGCAGUGGGUUUGAUUUACUCUUGUGGCAUAACCGGGUUGAUAUUGGGGGUUAUGAUUGCCGCAUUGUGUAACAGGAUGCUUGACCUUAUCUUCAUACUAAUCAUGCUUGCUCCAGGACAAUUAUUUUGGACAGGAGCAAUAUGGCCUCCCGAAAUGGCACCAUGGAUUGUUCGUCAAGUGUUCGCCUUCGUACCGAUAACCCAAAUGAUAAAGGCGCUGAGAUCAAUUUGUACGAGAGGAUGGGGGAUUACGAAUCCGGUCGUGGCAAUGGGUUUCCUCCCCGCAGUUGGCUGGAUAACGGUUUCCUUGAUUGUUUUAGUGCUAGCAGAGCGACGGAGAUAUAAGUAGACGAAAAUGUACAUACACAUUGGUGUCUAUGUAUUUAGGAGUGAAUUACGAAUAUGUGUCAAGAUAUUAAAUUAAAUUAAUCUGAAAAAAUUCCUCACCCGUCACUUAGGUCUUAAAUAAUCGGUUAAAUAUAAUUACCGUGAUGGGAUAUUUUGAAUUCAUCUUAAAAAUAUAUAUAUUUUAAACAAAUACAGUACGAACCAAAACCGUGGA
This is a messenger RNA of Folsomia candida, 2563 nucleotides long. RefSeq names its product ABC transporter G family member 23. The record is from RefSeq and is a predicted model, not a curated record. The transcript has 14 exons. Gene Ontology annotation, molecular function: ABC-type transporter activity; ATP hydrolysis activity; ATP binding. Bases 293 to 2350 code for a protein of 685 amino acids. Gene Ontology annotation, cellular component: membrane. NCBI's taxonomy places the organism in Eukaryota, Metazoa, Arthropoda, Collembola, Entomobryomorpha, Isotomidae.